AAAACCCUCUGAAACCUAUGGGGUCGCCAUAAGCUGACAGGGGACUCAGAGGCACCUACAUUACAUAUGUGUUUUGUAAGGACACCCGACUCCUUUUUGAUCUUGGAAGCUAAGUAGCCUCAGUCCUGUUCUUUAUGUGUGAGACCUGACCAGUAAGGAUGUGCAGCAGAUAGAAAAGGCACCGUUGGGAGAACGACAAGAGGAAAUGGAGAGAAGCGACAACAGAUAAGCUAGAUCAAUGCAGUGAUGGUUUGGAGCUCAUUCUGAAUAUUGGUGGCAAAAACAUAUAUGCCCACGAGAUGCCACAAGAUCCAGAUAAUCAUGCCAAAAAGAGGAAGCUUAAAAGAGUAAGAUUUGAGGAAGAUUUCACUGAAGCUGAGAAGGUUUCUGAAAUGUCAGAUAUUGCUGAAAAAGCAAUCAGAAGAGCCUUACACGAAAAAUGUUUUGUGAAGCUAACCCCUCUUGACGGCAUCGAAGGCAAAAACUGUAUUAAACAGGAAAAAGACGUUUUGUGGUCUCCGGAGACUGAGAUACUUGGGACACAGAAGCAUUUUUAUAAGAGAUUACUUGGCCCAGAGGAGGAAACUGUAGAGAAGGGAUCGAGACCGGGCGUUCCCGACGUCGCUGAAAAAACAUUUGAUUUUAACAGCCGUAAGACCAAAAUGGGAAGCCAUACUGCUAAUUUUGGUUUUUCUGAACGGUGUUUGGGUUCCUGGAAGAAGGGGGUUCGCUCCACCUCUCCAGUUGUUUCUGAUGAAGAAGAUAGCAGGGGAGAAAUAUUCAGCAUUCCCUGCCUUUCACAGAAGGAGCAGUCUGCAGACAAAACAGGGAAGCGAGCAUCUGAUAAUGACUACGUUUCAAAGAAAGGACAGUAUAAGAGACUGCUAACUUUUCCUGUUAAACACGACGGAAAGAAGGGCUUGGAACAAGAAGCUGUAGUGCCUGAAAAGAAUUUCUCAUGGGGUCUUGAUGUUAAAAAAAGAAAUUUUAAGGAAGAGACAUGCUCUGAAUCUGAAAGUUUGUCCAAACCUCUCUCAAGCGAAAGGGAAAGUAUAAAUGCACAUGUAACAAUAAAAGAAUGUAGUGUGCUUUUGGAGGACAUAUAUAAAAGAAAAGAAAAGCCUCGGUAUUGCUUAAAACCUCCAAAUGCAAAGAAACCGCCAUCUAAACUGCCAGAAGAUAAGGCUAUAUUUUGGAAAAAACUGAAAGUUGUCCUGCAUGAUAUGUUGGAGAACAGCUCUCUUAAACAUUCAGGGAAUCCCUUCCCAGUAAAAAAUGCUGAGAGACCACCGGAAAAUAUAAAAGUGGACGAAGUAGAAGUAGAAAGGGACCUGGAUCUGAAUAGACCAGCACAAAAUUCUGGACGAUCAGGUGCUGUGGGAAUAAACAUUGCAAAACCUGGCACUCAACUCAGCGCUUUAGAGAUUUCCGCGUUAUGUGAUCAGGGUGUUUUUGCAAGGUUUUCUAUUAUAGACGCCGACCAUGAAAAUUCUGUCGCGGGUCAUAUAGAAGAGAAUGAAAAAGUAACAGAGAGCAGGCAGAGAGAUUCUUUUCUGAUUUCUGGGUCGCCGAGCCUGAAGACCACAUCAUCCAAACCCGCUGAGUUGUACAUGGAAUAUGAGAACGAGUCGGAUAAAGAGGUUCAUGGGGAAGAUACAUGUCACACAGCAGAAGAGUACCCAGAAACACACAGUCCAACGUUUUCUGAAGUAGCCAAUGUUGAGGAUGUUGGCCAACCCAGUGGAAUAAAUCUCUCCUCUGUUUUUAGUGAUAGACCCUUUCACAUGUACAAAAUGGACUCUGAAACUGGACAUGAAGACAUACUUCAGGGAGACUGUGAAUUUGAACCUCGGGUUGUUCUGUUACAUUUAGGUGAUCCUCUUAAACUUGAUCUCGACGAGAACAGUUCAAGCAAAACCGAAACAGAGACAUUCACAGACGGAAGAAUUGCUCCAGAUUGCAAUGCGCUGGAUGGAGAAGUUAGUAAAGAGCAGGUGGAUGUAGAGGAGAAGGAAACGGUAAACCAAAGUGAGUCCGUAUCCAUGAGCAGGAACCCAGAUAGCUGCUUGUUUCUGCUGGACUUGGAUGGAGUCUUAGAUGAUCAUGUUCCUGAGUAUGCCGCAGAGAACGACAGUGACCUGGAGUAUGGAUAUAUUAAUUUUGAUCGUGGUUGUGAUAGUCCUCCGUUGGAAGACACGUCAACGUCUCUGUCACCGGAAGUUGACACUGCGGUUAUGACAAAUGAAGCGGGCUGCGAUGGAGACAUCGACAGUGGAGAAGGAAAUGCGAAUAUUCGACCUGACAAAGAAAAGAGUCCUGUGGGAGAAGAAGAAGGCCUGCAGCCACGUCAGUCUCAGGGCACCAAAAUUGUCUUUUACGAAUUGUCUGGGCCAUUGGUCAAGCUUCGUGGGACUCCCAUGGAUAACCGUGACGUGUUCGGUUUGGAAAAGCUGAAAGAGUUGGAAAAGUCUUCCAGCGACCAGGAAAGCCAAGGCAGCAUUGCUAGUCUGUCCCCGUGUAGCAAAGGUGAACGGAAGCUAUAUUCAGCAAACAGAUUUUCAAAUUUAGCCCUAUGGAAUGGGGCAGCAGGAGAAGUAACAACUGGUCUAAAGUCAUACAGAAAACUUGGUGGCAGAGUGAGAAAUUUGAACCAGGGUCUCCAUGCUCCAGAUGAUAGCAACUCAAAGAAGAGAAGUCAGAGACUGAAUAGUUCAGUAGUUCGCACCCUGACUGAGGAAGAAUGUCGUGAUAAGGUUGUGGCUGACUUGAGGGCAACACUCCAGAAAAGGUUGGAUGCCUCCCCUGACUUGGAUGUGGAGAGAAGUACAGUUUCCAAGAUUGCAAAGCAAGUGGAGAGGGAGAUCUUCAAGCUUUCUUGCUGUGUUGACCAGCAUUAUAAAAAGAAGUAUCGCAGCCUGCUGUUCAACCUGAAAUCGCCAGGAAAUCGGCCCCUCUUUAAGAAUGUGGUCCUGGGAGAGAUCACUCCCAAGAGACUCGUUCAGAUGAACUCUUUAGAGAUGGCACCCAAGCAACUUGCAGAGUGGAGAGCCAAAGAAAACAAACGGGUGUUAGACAUUAUACAGAAAGAGGAGCAAGAAGCACCAAAGCAUUGCAUGGAAAAAUUCACCCACAAAGGAAUCGUAGAGAUACACAGAGAAACACAGGAGGACUUGACAGCCCAGGAGAUCUUUAAAUCACAGUCAUUUGAGGGCGAAUCUAGUUCUGUUAGCCUGAUGGAGCUUGAAAAAGACCCAGGAGAUAACUCAGAUUGUUCAAAACAUCCUGGAAAGAUGACUGCUAGUAGUGAGAUGGACUUUAGGCCACCUACAAAAAAACGUACUUUAAACCAGAAAGCAAAUACCUCAAGAGAUUUGAGUCCAUGCAUCACGGACUCAGAGGGACGAGGGAAACCUUUACAGGAGAAGAGUUCCGUCUCACCUGACAUCCCCAAGAAACGGCGGGUGGAGAAGCAGGCCAGCCCCUCAUCCAUCUGGAAAGGAUUCAUCCAAAUGUUUGGUAUAAAGCAAUUUUUGGCAAAAGCUUAUCCCGUUUCUGGCUCAAGCUGCCUUCUCUGUCAGGACUUACCUCAUCUUCUUCAGUCAAAGGGCUGCAUUAUUCCAGAGGACGUCUGGGCCUAUUUAGACAGCAUAUGGCCAGCAAAUAGCAAGGAGAUGGGUGUGAUACGAUUUCAACCCAGCCUGCCCAAAGACUCCAACCCUUACAACAUGCUCUACACCUACCUGAACAACAAGCAGAGAUACGGCGUGGUGGACAGCGACCAGAUGGAGAUAUUCAUGGUGCCCUUAGCAGCCUACCAGCCUGUGCCUUCUAAGUUUCACCCACUUGGGGGCCCAGGGCUUGAUCCAUCCCACCCUUCUUUGCUGCUAGGGUUAAUUCUUCCUAAGAGAACUUGUGGAACUGCUUUAGAAGCUAAGACCAGUCCCGUGCCAAAAGCCAAGAAGACUGUCACUUUUAGUGACAGCAUCCAAACCAGAUGCGUGGACCUUCCUUCCCAUUCGCAAGAAAGCAUUGGCCAGCCCUGCGCGCCGGGACCUCUGUCCGAAGGUGGGUUCAUCCAUGGAAGGGAGAACCAAGCCGAGAUUGUGAUGCCAGUACAAGAGCCGCUCACGCUCAGUUCUUUCCUUAGCAUCCCUGAAGGGUUUGACACACAGACACUUCAUAGAGAGCCUUUCGUUUUGCACCCUGAAAGGCCAGCUGCUGAAGCCUUUCCAAUCAUUUUAGGUGAGUCUGUCCAGUCACUCAGUGGCCCCACUUGGCCUGGAGGGCAGCUGAGCAAUUUGCCUCUGGAAAUUGUGGGCGCACAGCCAUGUCAGGGUGAAGAUCAGGUGCAACUUUUCAUUAAUUCUGACCCUUCACAAUUCUGGAACAAUUUUGGACUUCUCUUGCUUCCGGGGGCUGUUGGUCCAGAUCAGUAUGGACCCAGUGGAGCACAAGCCCUAGAUGUAAAGGACCCAGUUUUGUCCAGAAUACUGUCCGCUGAAGGUGUGCCUUCUUGCAACGUGUCUCAAGUUCUACCUUCAUCUCAGAUCCUUUGCACUGGCUCCCUUGCUGAAGAAUCCAGUUCGGUUGUGGAGGAAACUUUACGCCUCAUUCAGCAGAUGGCCCAGUUGGACUCCAACGUACAGAUACCGGAGCUUCAGCCACUACCACCACCACCACCUCCACCACCACCACCUCCUCCGGCUGCCGUCAGUCUUCCCAUAAUGCCAGCUGAAAUCACUUCUGCUUUGUCUCAGACCUUAGCAGGGCUAGAAAUCCCCCCAGUUCAGCACGAGGAUGGUACGUAUGCCCAGCUUCAGCAGCUCUUGUCUGCUUUGAGUGGACAGAUGCAGCCCUCUUCUGCUCCUUAACAUCUCUGCUCACUUAACAGUGGACUUGCCAGAGGCAUAACCAGGAGAAAGAAUCCUCCAUGUUAUCUGAAAAAGAGGUCAAGAGCUUUGCUUAACUGAAUGAAGAAUGUGCAGGGGGAGUAGUUAGCCAGCUAUUAAGAAUAACCAAUAUAUAAAUAACCUUAACUGAUUAAUGAUUGAGACCCAGUGAUUGAGAAAGAGAGAAAUGAGGAGCGGCUGGAAACAUUGCCUACUGGCUGUAUGCCAAAACUAACCCUUUAGUAUUGUAUCCUAUCCUUAACCAUAACAGGGCCCAUUGGUGCCUCCAGUAUAUUUCCCCCUCCUCAUUUUUUUCUCCUGGAUUUUCUUCUUCCCAUUCCAUUUUUCAUUUUUUUUUUUUGGAGGGGAGUGUGGUGUUACUUAAAACCACAAUAAACAUUUUAAAAAUACAAUAGUAAGAAGAUAGUUCAUGUUGCAGAAUACUGGUUUGCAAACAGAAUCCACACAUUGGUGGAUUUAGCAAAGGAGAAGGCAGAGGGAAAAAAAACCUACCACAGUAUUGGAUCUGCGCUUAGAUGAUUGCUGGUUGUUACUGGUUUUUUAAAUGUUAACUUACGUUGAAGCAAUAAAGCUCUUCUUAUUUUUCUAAGA
Sceloporus undulatus (fence lizard) is the source of this 5501-nucleotide messenger RNA. It is a transcript of the gene SPOCD1, whose product is annotated as SPOC domain containing 1. Gene Ontology annotation, cellular component: nucleus. The record is from RefSeq and is a predicted model, not a curated record. Gene Ontology annotation, biological process: DNA-templated transcription. The coding region runs from base 300 to 4871 and encodes 1523 amino acids. NCBI's taxonomy places the organism in Eukaryota, Metazoa, Chordata, Lepidosauria, Squamata, Phrynosomatidae. The transcript is spliced from 17 exons.